Messenger RNA from Condylura cristata (star-nosed mole), 1715 nucleotides. It is a transcript of the gene COPS6, whose product is annotated as COP9 signalosome subunit 6. Gene Ontology annotation, molecular function: metallopeptidase activity; protein binding. The transcript is spliced from 11 exons. The record is from RefSeq and is a predicted model, not a curated record. Gene Ontology annotation, cellular component: COP9 signalosome. The coding region runs from base 16 to 993 and encodes 325 amino acids. Gene Ontology annotation, biological process: protein deneddylation. NCBI's taxonomy places the organism in Eukaryota, Metazoa, Chordata, Mammalia, Eulipotyphla, Talpidae.
GCAGGCGUGGGGAAAAUGGCGGCGGCGGCGGCAGCGGCGGCGAACGGGACCGGAGGGAGCAGCGGGAUGGAGGUGGACGCAGCAGUAGUCCCCAGCGUGAUGGCCUCCGGAGUGACUGGAAGUGUUUCAGUCGCUCUUCAUCCUCUCGUCAUCCUCAACAUCUCAGACCAUUGGAUUCGCAUGCGCUCCCAGGAAGGGCGGCCUAUGCAGGUGAUUGGGGCUCUGAUCGGGAAGCAGGAAGGCCGAAAUAUCGAGGUGAUGAACUCCUUUGAGCUGCUGUCGCACACCGUGGAAGAGAAGAUUAUCAUUGACAAGGAAUAUUAUUACACCAAGGAGGAGCAGUUUAAACAGGUAUUCAAGGAGCUGGAGUUUCUGGGUUGGUAUACCACAGGGGGGCCGCCUGAUCCCUCCGACAUCCACGUCCACAAGCAGGUGUGCGAGAUCAUCGAGAGCCCCCUCUUUCUUAAGUUGAAUCCUAUGACCAAGCACACAGACCUCCCAGUCAGUGUUUUUGAGUCUGUCAUUGACAUAAUCAAUGGAGAGGCCACAAUGCUGUUUGCUGAGCUGACCUACACUCUGGCCACAGAAGAAGCUGAACGCAUUGGUGUAGACCAUGUGGCCCGAAUGACGGCAACUGGCAGUGGAGAGAACUCCACUGUGGCUGAACACCUGAUAGCACAGCAUAGUGCUAUCAAGAUGCUGCACAGCCGUGUCAAGCUAAUCUUGGAGUAUGUCAAGGCCUCUGAAGCAGGAGAGGUUCCCUUUAACCAUGAGAUCCUGCGGGAGGCCUAUGCUCUGUGUCAUUGCCUCCCAGUGCUCAGCACAGACAAGUUCAAGACAGACUUUUAUGAUCAAUGCAAUGAUGUGGGGCUCAUGGCAUACCUUGGCACCAUCACCAAAACAUGCAACACCAUGAACCAAUUCGUGAACAAGUUCAACGUCCUCUAUGAUCGACAAGGCAUCGGCAGGCGGAUGCGGGGGCUCUUCUUCUGAGAGGGCACCACACAGGUUUCUCAACUUGGAAGCCCUUGAUUCUACCCUGUCUCGGAGGCUUGAGUCCCUUUUUAGCAUCUGCUCUACCAACAGCUUUCAGUGACCAGCUGUUAACAGCCACUUGACAUGUUCCCAGGUCUAGUCAGAUGAAUUUUUUUUAUAAGAAUCGCCAGCAUCCACUCAAGGACUCUUCCCCUUAAAUGUCCUGUGACACCAACCCUGUAAACAAAUUACUUUCUCAAGCUGUACAGAAAGGAGUGGCUAAAAGGGGUAUUACACUUUUUUUGGAGCCAGCUCAAGUCCUUGGUUGUCUGUGCAUUGUAGCGCCAACAGAUCUUUUGAUUAUUGCUGACAUUUACUGCAUGCUAGUUACUGAGCUGUGUGCCGGGCUUGUGAGGCAUCUGUUGUACAACUCUACUUGAUAGAGCUGAGGUGAAGUAGCCUAAAUGUGGGCAUUUGUGACUUGUGCUAGGAGCUGCUACCUUUCAGUCCUGGGUUUUUAUUUUCCAAAACAAGGCUUUUGAGUUGGACCAGGGAGGUGAGAUGUCUGAUGAAGGUAUUGCCAGAAGUAGAAAUGUAGAGGCCCUUGCCCCAAGAAUCUGCCUGCACUUCAUGCUGGCACUAGAUCCUGUGCCUCAGCGUCCCAGUGAAAACAGUGGAGAUCCAACUCAGACAUAACCUUGUAGCAGGGCUUAGCUGUCACCACAUCCCCAGUAUCAUUG